CCAUAAUGACUUCCAAAAUUAACACAAUCUUUUUAUCUUUUAUCAUCUUAGCCCAUCUCACGCUCGUUCAUUCAUGGAAUCAUCAUCCUCCUCACCAAACACUUUCACCUAUUUAUGAUGAUGGCAAUGCAUUCCUCAACAAAGGCUUGAAUCCGAACAUUUUUCAUCAUUUUGGUACGUUUAGCUCACGUUAUUCCGUUCAACCGAGCGGUUCUCUUUACCCACCCAAGCAGUGCAAAGUAGUCCAAGUAACUUCGCUCGAACGUCAUGGUUCAAGACAUCUUUCAAAAGGUGCUUAUAAAUCUGCAAAUAACACUCUUUCUACCAUUCAGGCAGCAAUCAAACAAUCCCAUCAAAACAUUGACAAAUUACCGAAACUUAUUCAAUUCCUUGCCCAUGCAACCAUUGAUAGUACCGUGGAAGAUUUAAACCCUUUUGGUGCUUUACAAGCAUGGUACAGUGGCAGAAGUACGGCUUCAGUCUAUAGUUCACUUGCAAAACAUGGUGGUGCAUUUAUUCGGUCAACUGGAAAUAACGUGAUUGGACAAGAUAGAGUUUUGAUCACAUCAAAAUAUUGGAGAUUAGGAUUUGAUGGUAAACCUUUUCCUUCUCGUGGAAUGACAAAUUCAAGUCAAGUUCGUAGAUUAUCACAAUCUAUCAAACCUGCAGAUGUUAUCUUUGCAGAAAAUUCUGCAACGAAUGAUACCUUGAGUCCCUCAACUUGUCCUGCCGAUCAAGCGGCAAAACCGGCAAACAUUUCAAGUGAUGCAAUGCAAGCAGCAUAUGCAAACAGUACAGUUUUACCAGUGAUUGGCACCCGUCUGCACAAAUAUUUCCAACAAAACAAGAUUCCACUCAACAUUACUCAGUACGUAAUCUCUGAUUUGGCUAAUUUGUGCUUGUUUGAAACAUUUUCACGAGCACAUAUCAGUCAUCAAGGACAAUCACUUGAUAUGCCACAAAGUCAUUUCUGUCAAUUGUUUGACGGAGAAGAUGAUUGGAAGAUCUUGGGAUAUUUCAUGGACAUUGGAAUGUACUAUCAAGCCGGCUAUGGUGAUCCAUAUCACAAAGGCUUGGGAACUGGUUUCUUGAGAGAAUUGUUGGCACGUUUGACAAACACUUCUCCGCUUUUGAAUCCACCAACCAGCUUGAACACUACACUGGACGCUGCCCACAGUGCAACCUUCCCGAUCAAAGAUGGUAUGAUUUACAUGGAUACCUCUCACGAUGGCACGAUGGCAUCUAUUGCAUCUAGUAUUGGCUUAAAGAGAAGUCCAUCAAAAUUGACACCUGCAAAGCAUGCGGAAAACGAACCGCAUAAUUGGAAAUUUGCUCAAAUUGCACCAAUGCAAGGUAAGAUUGUAUUUGAAAAGUUACACUGUGAUCAACAUGGUGGACAUCCAAAAACGAAAGAAUACGUUCGUAUUCGCAUGAAUGAUCAAACACAAAUUCCAGAUCAAUUUUGGUGUCCCGGUGCCAGUAAGAAGGAGCAGAAAGAGCGUAUUUGCCCUUUGAACAUCUUUAAGAAGCAUUUGGAGUUCGUUGAAUCUGAUUUAGAAUGGAACAAAUGCUACCAGUAGUGCGAUGUACACUUUAUAAGGAAUGACAGUUGUGAUACUAGUGACUGACCGUGAGAAGGAUGAUAUAAAAGCACUCUUGGGACAAUCACAAAGAGGAAGCUGUCAAAGUUGAUAAAUGACUGAAGACUGCAAUCAUAGAUCGCAUCAAGCUAUACUGAAUGUUGCCUUGACUGGUACAUGAUCGGAAAGAGGCUUGCCAGUUGUCUUGUUCAAAAAUUCACUAGCAUCGUAUGUCCAUGACAAUGCUGAAAGUUUGACAUCUGUUCCAGAGCGGUAGCUGUAAGGGGAGAGGAUGAGGGUGAUCAGCAAAUUGUUUAUCAGAGUG
Molecule: messenger RNA, 1905 nt
Organism: Meira miltonrushii
Lineage: Eukaryota; Fungi; Basidiomycota; Exobasidiomycetes; Exobasidiales; Brachybasidiaceae
Product: phosphoglycerate mutase-like protein
Exons: 1
Coding region: 6-1580 (524 amino acids)
Molecular function (GO): acid phosphatase activity
Source: RefSeq, a predicted model, not a curated record